AUGAACGACAAACUGGUCGUCGUCAAAACGCUCGUCAUCCCCGCCGUCAUCUCGCUCAUCCUCUUCCUCAUUCUCACCUUCGUCAUCGUCCCGAUAUGGCGCCACUACCGCGUCCGCUAUAGCCAGUACCUCCCCAUCGAUGCCAUCUCCGAACAGACAACCUCAUGGCGCUACCGCAUCACCAAUCGCCUCAUCAGACUCGCCAGCGUUCCUUUCACAUGGAGGAGGAAUAGGGAGGUGGCCUCUGGCGCGGUUGAUCUCGAGGAGGGAGAAGAGUUGGGAGAGAUUGACGACGACAUCCGGCAGGUGCUUAACGCUAUUGCACGGUCGAGACAGGGGGCCGAGAGCACGAGGCGACUCAGCCGAGAGUAG
This is a messenger RNA of Trichoderma asperellum CBS 433.97, 372 nucleotides long. RefSeq lists its product as uncharacterized. The record is from RefSeq and is a predicted model, not a curated record. Lineage: Eukaryota; Fungi; Ascomycota; Sordariomycetes; Hypocreales; Hypocreaceae.